Cylindrotheca closterium is the source of this 504-nucleotide messenger RNA. Lineage: Eukaryota; Bacillariophyta; Bacillariophyceae; Bacillariales; Bacillariaceae. The record is from the annotation of a GenBank genome assembly.
AUGAAUUUGAAAGAGUUGGAUGGAUAUGAAGCUAUAUGGAAGAAAGUGACACAGGAUGGUCUAACAUUUGAUAAGGAUGGUGAAAUGGACGAAGCAACAAAAGCUUGUUUUCUAGAUGCGUUGAAACCCUUGAUGGCGUCUUUUGAACCAAAAAGCUUUGAAGUAUCCUUAGAAUUCCUAAUGCGGAACCAUGUCCUAAUGCGGAAGCAUAUUCACUACGAGGACGUGGUGGGCAAGAUGUUUCUGCAACAAUUCAUCUACAACGUGUUCUCUGCUUUGCUUCUUUCUGCUUGCUCCAAGGCAGGAGACUACAAAGCCGAUCAAAUGGUCAGGCCAUCGCUACCGUGUCUCUUUCGCGAAACGCCAGACGAGAACGUUUGGCGGUAUGGCGACUUUCAAGCCAAACCUGAUGCAGUGAGCUCGAUGGACUCUGGUUGCGACCCAUUUGCCAUGAUGGAGCUAAGAACCCUUUAUACAAGGCGUAACGCUACAAUAGUCGAUGAG